AUCAUAUCAUCGUCUUCCUAUCGUUCUUGCGCAAACAUCAAGUAGCUGUUAUACGCAGUGUUGUUCAUAUGACUGUCAAAGCCAAAGAAAAUUGAGUCCGGCAAUGUCAGCAAGGACCGUUGUUGGGAGAAACCGUGCCUCGAAAAGGCGCACACCGAAAGCCUGCACAAGAUGCCGCGAUCAAAAGAUUAAAUGCUCGGGUUCAGACCCCUGUCAACAAUGUAGCAAGAGAGAGCAGGAUUGCGUCUUUCCUGACGAGUCGCAAAAGGUGGUGGUCACCAGGAGGUACAUCAGCGACUUGCAAGAAAAGCUGGCCGCAUCCGAGCGGCGAGCAUCUUUGAUGGUCUCACAAGACCCGCCAUUGGAUGAACAUUCAAACGACAAAACUCUCGAAAUCCCUGACGACGCCACUGAAAGUUAUCUUUCGACACAGGACCGAACAGUGGGAACCAUUUUCCCUAUUACGCCCUCAUCUUCGACUGUACUUGCUUCAUCUCUUGGCGUUCAUGUGCCCACAAACGAGGCACCGCUCACAAAUCCACUUGCGUUCCAUACAAUAGACUGGGUUCCUGGUCCUAGUGGUACUCCCGUAUUUAUGGGAACGUCUUCCAAUUGGGCUUUCAACCGACGGGUUUUAUCUAUGACCCAUGAAGCAAUCACCGGCACUGCCUUGUCCCCAGAGAACCUAUUCUUUGACGGAAAGGUUUACGACUUGAAGUGGGAUGGAGGCCGAAUUCCAUCUCCAGGGGAUGAUUUCAGCCUUGCCAGUUUGCCAACUCAGGAUUUUGCAAUCUAUCUGAUUAAUUCCGUCAAGUUUCACUGCUGCCGGCUGUUCUAUCUGUUUGAAGAGGAAAGUUUCAUGGAGCAUUUUGCCACAUUCCACGCAAGUGCCGCGGAUCAGUCAAAGGUCCCCCGGCUGUGGUUUGUUCAUUACCUCAUUCUACUAGCAUUCGGCAAGGCGUUUAUUGUACAGACAUCAAAGUCACACCAACCUCCUGGGGCAGACCUGUUUGUGCAAGCUAUGAAGCUUAUGCCGGACUUCACCUUCUUCGAGUGUGACUAUAUAGAAAGGAUGCAGGUAAUUUGCUGUACCUCGCUGUAUCUUCACUGCAUCAGCUGUCGGCCCGCCGCUUAUCGAUAUAUUGGACAGGCACUUAGCACAGCGUUUGAACAUGGCCUACAUACCGAGAUGCAGAGCCACCACCUAAACGAGACAUAUGUUCAGAGGUGCAGGCUAGUAUGGUGGACAAUAUAUGUCUUGGAGCGUCAAAUGUCAGCACUUAUGGGAGUGCCUAUGUUCAUCUCGGAUGAGUGCGUCUGCACACCGUUCCCCAUAUUUUACGAGCAAGCACAAAGAACCAGCGCUUUGCACAUACAGAUCAAGUUGGCGCAGGUACUGGGGCAGAUCCAUCAGACUGUUUACGGCAUUGAAGGACAGCUCGACAGUCGCUACUUGGGUGCCACAAAGGCUGUUCUCCAAAGUAUAGCAGGCCUCGCCACCGACCUCCAUGGUUUGUUUGACAUAGACUCCAGUGAGAACACAUCCGGAGUCUCCCGUGUCUCGGCACAUUUGCAUCUUCAGUACCACCAAUGCAUCGUUCUAACCACCAGACCGCUAUUAUUCAUAUUCCUACAGUGCAAACUCGGCCAAUCUGAAGCAGUGCUGAUGCAGUGGCUGCAUUCCGAUAGCAUCAGAAGCUUACUACAGGUUUGCACAGAUUCUUCGCGACAGAUAAUCAAAAUCUUAUUGAGAUUGUUGAGUCAUGGUUUACUGGAAAGCUUCCUGACAUUUGAUCUGGAUGCUACAUCAACAGCUGCAGUCGCCAUGUCUAUGGCUGCAGCCAUUGAGCCGACUUUGAUUUCCGACCAAGCAGCAUGGUCCCAACGGGUGUUCCUCAUUCUCGAAGAAAUGAGCUCUCACGGUAGUAAGAUCGCAGGAAUGAUCUCAUCUGAACUGAGGCAGCUUGAUAAUUAUCUUCGCCAUCUCAAUGCAGGCGAAGAAGUCCCAGCCCAAAUUCAUGGGACACAGCGUACUGCCUCUACAAAUGAUGUUGCUUUAUACCCAACAGACCAGGCCCUAGGUUUAGAAUUUGAGCAAAGCCUGGCGAUGGAGGCCGAGCUUAGCACAGACCUUCUGAUUGAUAUCGCUAACUCGCUGGAUCCUGAGAGCUUGAGCUGGGAUUUUCCCGUGGCUGAAGGUUAG
Colletotrichum scovillei is the source of this 2203-nucleotide messenger RNA. RefSeq lists its product as uncharacterized. Gene Ontology annotation, biological process: positive regulation of transcription by RNA polymerase II; DNA-templated transcription. Lineage: Eukaryota; Fungi; Ascomycota; Sordariomycetes; Glomerellales; Glomerellaceae. Gene Ontology annotation, molecular function: sequence-specific DNA binding; DNA-binding transcription factor activity, RNA polymerase II-specific; zinc ion binding. Bases 104 to 2203 code for a protein of 699 amino acids. The transcript has 9 exons. The record is from RefSeq and is a predicted model, not a curated record. Gene Ontology annotation, cellular component: nucleus.